AUGCUCCAGCCAGACAUGGCGGACGUGGUCUCUGACCUGGUCCUGUCCUUCUUCUGCUGCUGCUUCUACGCUCCCGGUGACCACCACCGCGGCGUCGGCACGCACCACCACUACAGCGGCGGCCACGACCACCCGACCGGCCGCAAUGCGGCGUAUCACCACCGCGGUGCCGGCAGCCGUAAGGUGAGCGGCCGGAGCAGGUCCCUGUCCCUGCAGACGGUGGAGCUUAAGGUGAGGAUGUGCUGCGAGGGCUGCGAGAGAGUCGUACGACAAGCCCUCCAGAACCUCCGAGGAGUGGACAGAGUGGAUGUGAACGUGCCAAUGGAGAAGGUGACGGUGACCGGGUACGUGGACCGGGCGAGGGUGCUGCAGGAGGUGCGGCGGAGCGGGAAGAAGGCGGAGUUCUGGCCGAGCGGUGGCACGCCGCUGUGGUUCACGUCCCCCAGGAGCUACUUCCGCGACGACGGCCGCUCGUACCGCCGCGACAGCUACAACUACCACCGGCACGGGUACAGCGACGGCGACCGGCACGGCCGCAUGCGCGAGCCCGCCCGCGGCGCCGGGCCCGUCGGCAACAUGUUCAACGACGACGACGUCAACGCCGCCUGCCGGAUCAUGUGA
Messenger RNA from Miscanthus lutarioriparius, 621 nucleotides. The record is from the annotation of a GenBank genome assembly. Lineage: Eukaryota; Viridiplantae; Streptophyta; Magnoliopsida; Poales; Poaceae.